UUUACAUUUACAUACUGGACUAUCUUGACAUUCAAAUAAACUCGGCAAACUGGAAUCACCAGGUUAAAUAUAGCGACUAUCGUGCUCUCGGCUAAGUACUACCAGUCUAUCUUAUCUCCUCGAACUGUGUGAUAUAAAAUGAGUGAUCCUAUUGUUGAAAACAAGCAGCCAGUAUUAUACUCAUACUGGCGCAGCUCAUGCUCCUGGCGAGUUCGCAUAGCACUCAAUCUUAAAGAAAUACCAUACGACAUAAAGGCUGUCAGCCUGAUUAAGGGAGGCGGAGAACAACACUGCAAUGAGUAUAGAGAAGUCAACCCUAUGGAGCAAGUACCAUCUUUAUGCAUUGAUGGGCACACUCUUAUUGAAUCAUUAAACAUCAUGCAUUAUUUAGAGGAGACAAGACCACAGAGACCUCUUAUGCCGCAAGAUUGCUUUAAGAGGGCAAAAGUUCGUGAAAUUUGUGAAAUGAUAGCCUCAGGAAUACAACCAUUGCAGAAUCUGAUUGUGCUAAUUUAUGUUGGUGAGGAGAAAAAGAAGGAAUGGUCCCAACACUGGAUCACAAGGGGCUUCAGAGCUAUAGAAAAGUUGCUAUCGACCACUGCCGGAAAAUAUUGUGUUGGUGAUGAGAUUACCCUUGCCGAUUGUUGCUUAGUUCCACAAGUGUUCAAUGCUAGAAGAUUUCAUGUUGAUCUACGUCCGUUCCCAAUCAUCCUCCGCAUAGACCGUGAACUGGAGAACCAUCCCGCAUUCCGUGCGGCUCAUCCAUCAUCUCAGCCAGAUUGUCCUCCAGAAGUUGCUAAAUGAACUUUGCCCAUAACAUACCUAAUGUUUUUGCCAAAUUUAAUGUUUCAUUUUUGAUCAGGAACUGCCUGAUAUACAUAAAUUUAAUUAGCCUUUGUUUUUCUCUAUACCUAUAUUUAAUACACUUAGGCUUAGUUUAGCAGCUUCACUUUGCAUUAAUCAACAGUAGGAACUUUAUUAAAAAUAUACACAUUCGAAUUUCUUCUUUUCAUUAUGAAGAAAAUGGAAAACAUGCUAGUCUAAAAUUUAAAAUUUUUAUAAUAAUAUUUACAUUUAAUACAUACAUUUGAAAUCGACUUCUUAAGUGUUAAAUUGAAUUUUUACACUUAUUACAUUCCAAUCUAAUGAACUUCGCUUUUAGAAGUCCUAGGUUUAAGCGAAAUUUUUUGUUUCAUAUAAUGUUA
This is a messenger RNA of Bombyx mandarina (wild silkworm), 1205 nucleotides long. RefSeq names its product glutathione S-transferase zeta 1 (gene GSTz1). Lineage: Eukaryota; Metazoa; Arthropoda; Insecta; Lepidoptera; Bombycidae. Gene Ontology annotation, biological process: L-phenylalanine catabolic process; glutathione metabolic process. The record is from RefSeq and is a predicted model, not a curated record. Gene Ontology annotation, molecular function: maleylacetoacetate isomerase activity; glutathione transferase activity. Gene Ontology annotation, cellular component: mitochondrion; cytoplasm.